This is a messenger RNA of Linnemannia hyalina, 1992 nucleotides long. NCBI's taxonomy places the organism in Eukaryota, Fungi, Mortierellomycota, Mortierellomycetes, Mortierellales, Mortierellaceae. The record is from the annotation of a GenBank genome assembly.
AUGGCAAAGUACACAUUCGACGAGAACGGCGACACGUUCAACUUCUUCGUCCUCACCACCCUCGCCAUCAUCCUCAUCCCCGUCACCUACCUCAACAUCUUUAAGAAGACAGUCGUUACGGCAAAGAAAAAUACUUGCCCUUGCGAUGCCUGCCACAAGAAGUCUUCCCGAGCUGCCGCCCCCCGCAAGUCCACAGGAGUUGGCAAGAAGUCAAUUGGUAUCCUCCUUGGCUGGAUCGUUUUCGCUUUCGUCGCCUACCAGGUCUACAUCACCCCUUCGCCCGAAGUCCUCAAGUGGAACCCCUUUGACAUUCUUGGCGUUGCCGAUAAUGCUACCCCUAAACAAAUCAAGUCAGCAUAUCGUGGACUGAGCAAGAUCUGGCAUCCUGACAAGGUCAAAACCGACCUGCGCGAGGAGGCUGACACCAAGAUGGCCGAGAUCAAUAAGGCUUACGAAACUUUGACUGACGACAUUACCCGCGAGAACUGGGAGAAAUACGGACACCCCGAUGGUAGCAGGAACUCGAUGACCAUGAGCAUUGCCCUUCCCACCUGGUUGGUCGAGGCACACAACAACUUCUGGGUCCUUGCUGCCUACGGUAUUGCCUGCGGUCUGAUGCUUCCUUACUUUAUCGGAAAGUGGUGGUACCGCUCUGGAGACUUCACCAAAGACAAGAUUCGCACCAAAACCAUGGGCGUGUUCUUCAAGCAAUUGAAGGAGACCACCAAUGCCAAGGAGAUCGUCGAGAUUCUGUCUCUUGCAGAGGAGUUCAAGGAGGAUAUCGUCAGCCGCCCCACGGAUGAGGCUGCUCUGGAGAAGCUCGGUGCCCAGGUCAACACUGCUUUGGAGAACAAGAACGGCGAGAAGUUUGAAUACACCAAGAAGACCACCUCGCCUGCCCCUUUGAAGGUCUUGACCUUGUUGUAUGCCCACACCCUAAACGUCCCCGUUGAAGACAAGGAUCUUGCCCAAGACCAAGUCGAUAUUGCUUCCAAGACUUUGCACUUGAUCCACGGAAUGAUCCAGAUCACUACUGCACGCCAAUGGCUCUCGGUUUCCCUUGCUUUGAUGGACAUGUCCCAGAUCUUGGUCCAGGGUCUUUACUUCCACGAUUCGCCCCUCCAGCAGUUGCCCUUUGUCGAUACCGAGGCUAUCAAGGCUCUUAAGGGCAAGAACCAGGUCAAGUCGAUUAGCCAGUUCAUGGACAUGGAUCGCGAGGACCGUGGUGCUCUUCUCCAGGAGGGCGUCACUGCCGAUCAGGUUGACCAGGUUGCCACCGUUGCUAAGCAGUACCCCGAGUUGAAGGUCCACAAGGCGUUCUUCCGCGUUGCGGGCGAUAACAUCAUUACCCCAGGAUCUCUUUGCACGUUUAUUUUGAAGGUCAGCGCCGUUAUCCCCGGUCAGGAGGUCGAGGAGGAGGAGAAAGUUGUCAAGUCUGCCAAGGACGAUGUCGACGCCUUGUUCGACGGUGUUGAGGACAGUGAGGAGGAUGAGGAUGGUAACAUCAAGCCCAAGAAGGAGGACAAGACCCCUGCCCCUGCCGUUCAUGCCCCUCACUUCCCCGGCGAGAAGAAGCCUUUCUGGUGGGUUGUUUUGGGAGACCACAAGAACAACCGUAUUGUCGUUGCCCCUACCAAGAUUGCCGAUGUGACCUCGAAGCCCAAGACGAUCCGCGUCCAGUUCCAGUCGCCCCCUCGCCCUGGCCAGUACUCGUUCAACCUGUUUAUCAAGUCUGACUCGAUCUUGGGAGCUGAUGUCCUCCAGGACAUGACCCUGACUGUUUUGGAUGCUUCCCAGUUGCCUCCUGAGCCCGAACUGGACGACGAGAUUUCUGAGCCUGACGAGGAUUCGAUCGCUGGUCAGAUGGCGUUGUUGAAGGAGCAGGGUUUGGCAGCAGCGGCCAUUGGUGGUGGUGGCCAGAAGGCCGCACCUCCUCAGAGCAAGGGCAAGGGCAAGGCGCCCGAGACCGACAGCGACAGCGAUAGCGAUUAA